AUGACGGCGGCCGUGUGGGCGGGCGACCAGGUCCAGGGGCAAGGCGAAACCACCGACGCCACCCGGGGGAGGGCCAUUUACUCUGCAGAUGAUGGCAUGGCCGAGUUUGGGAAGAGCAAGGCAAGCCACGCGGCCACGAGCCCGGUGUGCUGGCUGGAGAUUGGAGGGAUAAUGCGUGAUCUAGAUACGACGCUGAAGCUGUGCUGCUGCGUAGGAGUGGCCCCCGACACAAAGGAAGCAGCGUCGGGUCUCGCCAUGCUGGCCACGGGGGUGUGUUUUGCGAGUUCAGCUGAGAGGGGGCUCGUCCGUCUGCCGUCGGGUUCAAGCCCCGAGAUCGAGAGCGAGAAGCAGAUGGCGAAGGAAAAGCGUGCGGCGCGCUAUGAGGUCGCCCUAGUAGAGCAGCUCUGA
Diaporthe amygdali is the source of this 408-nucleotide messenger RNA. RefSeq lists its product as uncharacterized. The record is from RefSeq and is a predicted model, not a curated record. Bases 1 to 408 code for a protein of 135 amino acids. The transcript has 4 exons. Lineage: Eukaryota; Fungi; Ascomycota; Sordariomycetes; Diaporthales; Diaporthaceae.